Molecule: messenger RNA, 1966 nt
Organism: Cynara cardunculus var. scolymus (artichoke)
Lineage: Eukaryota; Viridiplantae; Streptophyta; Magnoliopsida; Asterales; Asteraceae
Product: dolichol kinase EVAN
Exons: 14
Coding region: 163-1875 (570 amino acids)
Biological process (GO): dolichyl monophosphate biosynthetic process
Cellular component (GO): endoplasmic reticulum membrane
Molecular function (GO): dolichol kinase activity
Source: RefSeq, a predicted model, not a curated record
GCGCCAAUCAUCUCGAGGCUGUUGAUGGUCGAAGCUUGCGACCUGCACAAUCUUUUCUCUAAGUUAUCAUCUUUGCAACUGUAAAUCUCUCAUGCAAUUGGGUUGUUUUGAUUUGAUUUGAUUUCUGAAUUUAUCAAGAAUUAAGCCCCAAAUUUUAACACAAUGGCGACGGCCAUGGCUUCAUCGCUGUUGAACGGUGAGAGAGCUGUGGUUUUGCUGUUCGUUUCCAGCAUUGAAUACUCUACACCCAUAUCCCUUAUCUAUGAAUCCAUGUCUUUCUGUCUUCUCGCUGUUUUCGCCCUAUUCGUCGAGAUCUCAGUCGAAUCGUACGGCUCCGACUUCCCUUUUAAGACCAGGCCAGGUGCUUCCUCAGGGAUUCUGUUGGGGGCCGUUACCCUUCCUGGUCUUGCAGUUUCGAAGCUUAUACAGUUAUCGAGAGCUUUGUCAGAGCAUGAAGUAGGGGUUGAAGAGGUUGAAUUUACACGGUUGCAAUAUUGGGCCACUUCUACCGGUUGCCUCUGUGUGCUUGUUUUUCUUUGCUUCAUUUGUUGCCAUGAAUCCAACAAGACCAAGUCGGUGUCUUUUCAUAGCCAUUGGCACACAAAGUUCAAUAUUAGUUGCAUAGCCUUGUUCGCUGCAAUGUGCUACCUAUCAUUUGCUGCAAAAUCAUCUAGUGGAUGGUACUUGGCAUUGACUUUGUUGUGGAUUGUCUGUCAUGGAUUGGCAGCCGUGAAAUUUAUUCAGCAUGUGCUUCACACUUUUCCAGCAUGUGCUUCAUUCGGGGAGGCACUUUUGGUCACAGCUGGAUUUGUUGUUUAUUUUGGAGACAUGUUUGCAUUUACAUUAGCAAAGAUUAGCAAGCACCUCAUAUCAAACGGGUUAAAUUCUAUUGCAUAUGGGGUGGAAAGGAGCGAGAUAAGCACUAUUAUUCAGGGAAUGCUUUUAGGCCUCCUUCUCUCUCCAAUGUUGUUCAAAUCCAUCCUUCGCAAAUGGGAAUUUUAUAUGAGCUCAACAAACUCUGAAGUCAGAGGACAUCGUGAGCGUGGACAAUCUAUAAUAUUUUAUGGGUCUCUAACAUUUAUCUUAUUGGUGAUUGUUCCAUUGUGGAUGCAGUAUGUCCAAGAUUUUCCUGUUCAUCCCUUUCUAUGGGUGUUCAAGUUUGUCGUCUCUGAACCACACAAACGGCUUUCCCUGUGUGUAUACUGGGUGGCUGUUAUAUCUGUAUCGGUACUGCGGUUUUACAAAAUCUCCAAGAACAGUAAGAUUGAGCGAAUUCUUCUUCGGAAAUACUACCAUCUGGUGGCAGUUUUAAUGUUUGUGCCUGCACUCGUCUUUCAGCCAUUGUUUCUCAAUUUGGCUUUCGGUGCAGCCUUGGGGGUUUUCUUAUUGCUGGAAAUUAUUCGAGUAUGGAGAAUUUGGCCUCUGGGACCCCUUGUACAUCAGUUUAUGAAUGCCUUCACUGAUCAUCGUGACUCUGAUCUUCUUAUAGUCAGCCAUUUCUCACUCCUUUUGGGAUGUGCCUUGCCUAUCUGGAUGUCAUCUGGAUUCAAUGACCGGCCUCUAGCUCCUUUUGCCGGAAUUCUGAGCCUUGGGAUUGGAGAUACCAUGGCAUCCAUGGUUGGCUACAAAUAUGGCGUCCUCCGGUGGAGUAAAACAGGCAAAAAAACCGUUGAAGGCACUGCUGCUGGCAUAACGUCGGUCUUGGCUGCAUGUUCUGCUCUGCUUCCUCUCUUAGCUGCCACUGGACACAUGUUCACUCAGCACUGGUUGUCUCUUCUGUCGGCGGUCACGUUGAGCGGUUUACUGGAGGCGUACACGGCGCAGCUUGAUAACGCCUUCAUACCCCUGGUUUUCUACAGCCUUCUAUGCCUGUAAAUACUAACAAGAGGAAAGUAGAUAUCCCCUUCUUUGUAGGGUUGGGUUUUACACACAUAUUAGUAGAAGAUUAGAAGUUGUAGAUUAGAUU